AUGCUGUACUUGAUUGGGUUGGGUCUUUCUUACAAGAGUGACAUCACAGUUCGUGGUCUAGAGGCCAUCAGAAACUGUUCCAGGGUAUACCUAGAACAUUACACCAGUAUUCUUAUGGCUGCCUCCCUAGAGGAACUAGAAGAAUACUAUGGCAAGCCCGUCUUACUGGCAGAUCGUGAGUUGGUGGAAACUGGAUCCGAACAGAUCCUGAAGGACGCUGAUAAAGAAGAUGUUGCCUUCUUAGUUGUUGGUGAUCCAUUCGGUGCCACAACACAUACUGAUUUAGUUCUAAGGGCUAAGAGAGCAGGCAUUCCAGUUGAAGUUGUCCAUAAUGCAUCUGUAAUGAAUGCUGUAGGCUCCUGUGGUUUGCAAUUGUAUAAUUUCGGUCAAACUGUAUCGAUGGUUUUCUUCACUGAGAAUUGGAGACCUGAUUCCUGGUAUGAUAAGAUUUGGGAGAACAGAAAGAUCGGUUUACAUACUUUAGUGCUACUAGAUAUUAAGGUCAAGGAGCAAAGCAUCGAAAACAUGGCUCGUGGAAGACUCAUUUACGAACCCCCUCGUUAUAUGUCUAUCUCUCAAUGUUGUGAUCAACUACUUGAAAUCGAAGCCACAAGAGGUACCAAAGCAUACACACCGGACACUCCAGUGGUAGCAAUCAGUAGACUGGGUUCGGCGUCUCAAACUUUCAAAGUCGGGACUAUUGAGGAAUUGUCUCAAUAUGAUUCUGGUGAACCAUUACACUCUUUGGUCAUCCUAGGUAGACAAUGUCACGAACUUGAACUUGAGUAUUUACUAGAGUUUACAGAUAACAGAGAAAAGUUUAAGAAUGACGUUGCUGCCGAUCAGGAAUAUUUUAAGCCAGCUGCAUGGGUUCCUCCAACUGAAGAAGACAGCGAAUAA
Molecule: messenger RNA, 900 nt
Organism: Maudiozyma barnettii
Lineage: Eukaryota; Fungi; Ascomycota; Saccharomycetes; Saccharomycetales; Saccharomycetaceae
Gene: DPH5
Product: diphthine synthase
Exons: 1
Coding region: 1-900 (299 amino acids)
Biological process (GO): protein histidyl modification to diphthamide
Molecular function (GO): diphthine synthase activity
Source: RefSeq, a predicted model, not a curated record